AUGGUGGGCGUUCCUGGCAGAUCAAAGGGAUGCGUUACCUGUCGCCGGCGCAAGAAGGGCUGCGAUCAAAAUGUCCCCUCAUGUCAUCAAUGCAUACGAUCAGGCCUAGAAUGCGGAGGCUAUGAACGAGACCUUGUUUGGGUCAACAGCACGCCGGAUGAAAAUAGCAAGGCUCUGCCGACAACGACUCAAUUCAGGGGAACAAUCCCGUCAAGAUCGGUACCUCAACAGCGGCCAUGGAGAGUCAUUUACUCAACCAAAGGCGCAAACAAUAACAACACCAACAUUACUCUCCACGAUUCGCUCACUCGAUCAGCUCGAGAGGAACUUUACUUUAGCAAACUCAUCUCCACAGCACUUCCCUACGGUCACCUACUAUCAGCUAGCGCUUCGGAUGUAUUGACCAACGGAUGGGUCUCGGCGGUCAAGGCAUACUAUGACGAAGAGCCGGCUAUUCGAUACGCUUCGCUGGCAAUGAGCGUGGGCUUUAUGGGUGUUGAUGAGCGGAAAAAGCAAAUCCCACAAUCCAGCCAAAUGACUCUCCAGGGCUUUGAAGCCUACAACAAAGCUGUCGUACAAAUGGUCAGGGGAUUGAAAGAUUCAACGCGGUCCAAGAACAAUGGCAUCAUCGUCGCCGCCAGAAUAUUACAGUUUUACGAGCUAUUCUUUGGAAAAGCACCCGACUGGCGGGCUCAUAUAGAGGGCCAGUUGGCUCUUUUUUUGGCCAGAGGCCCGGAAUCUUUUGUAUCUGGCCAAUCACACCAGCUAUAUGUUGACGGUCGAAUCCUGAUUGUCAUGUUGUCAAUCGGAAGACGAGCCAAAUCUCCGCUCCACACAGAAGCUUGGCGAACAAUUCCGUGGCGCGAUAUACCCAAGUCGACCAAAGACAAGCUGAUCGAUAUCCUGGAAGAUGUGCCAUUCAUGCUGAUCGCCUACGACGAACUUCGCGCCUGUCAGGAUCCCGAGCGUUUCGACGAACUCCGCCAUACUGUGAUGCUUAACUGUCACCACAUUGCACUGAGCUUAGAUAUCUGGGAACAGGAAGCUGGGCCGAUUCUCCAACAGUUCGACUAUACGUUUGCCGGCUCUCCUCUACCCACGCCCAAAGACGAUACUGAGUUUGGGCUUGUGUAUAUCUCGGGAUGCUAUUGGGGCGCUCGCCUGAUGCUGUACAGCACCCUUGGGAUGACAUUGGCUCAUUCGGCCGGAGCUAUGAGCCCCGGAACCGAUAGCAUUCCAUCUCUCGGUGGCGGCUCUCCGGCCUCGCCCGCAGGUACGGCAUCUACACCAGCCACCUCACCGGGGCAGGCAUCUGAAAGGUCCUCCGGGCCAUACUACUCUGCUCCUCCGCCCAAGAUGGAAAACCCGGGCAUCUACGCGAGGAAGAUCGCCCACAUGGUACACCUCCUGUACGAACCUGCCGCCGGUGCGAUGCAGGGCGCCUCGGGUCUUUUCCCCCUGGCCCUUGCGCUGCGCUACUUUGCAACAACCGAGCCUCCCGGUCAAAGGAGUCCCGAGUCUGAAAUGCUGUAUAAGCUAUACCGCAAACCUUUUGUUGGUACCUUUGUUGGACGCUUUCUUAAUGAUCUCCAGGGUUCUCAACAAGACGACGAGGCGAAGCGUGAUGUCGAAGCCAAAGCCCAGCGGAAUAUCUUCUGGUAUGCUGUUUUGGGCACGGAAAAUAUUGUGCGUGUUGGAGAGAAGGGGAAAUAA
Trichoderma gamsii is the source of this 1713-nucleotide messenger RNA. RefSeq lists its product as hypothetical. The transcript is spliced from 4 exons. The record is from RefSeq and is a predicted model, not a curated record. Gene Ontology annotation, biological process: regulation of DNA-templated transcription. Gene Ontology annotation, molecular function: zinc ion binding; DNA-binding transcription factor activity, RNA polymerase II-specific. NCBI's taxonomy places the organism in Eukaryota, Fungi, Ascomycota, Sordariomycetes, Hypocreales, Hypocreaceae. The coding region runs from base 1 to 1713 and encodes 570 amino acids.